AGAAAGGCUGCGCUCCAUGCUAGGGUUCCGGCGGGCAAGCUGCUGGAUUGGAGCGCCGCUUUCUCGUCAGGCCCCAAACUGUUCGUCGGAGGCCUGUCCUAUGACACCAAUGAAGUUGCUCUCAAGGAUGCGUUCUCUCAGCAUGGCGAUGUUAUCCAAGUCAAAGUGAUAUGCCAUCCUGUGACCGGGCAAUCAAAAGGAUACGGUUUCGUCAAGUUCUCCUCGGAAAAAGAAGCUGCUGCGGCAUUGGAGAAGAUGAGCGAUGAGGUGCUUGAUGGGAAGAACAUACGGGUGCAUUUUGCAAACAGUGGAUGACCUGCUACUGCUGCUAUAGAUGAGCAAGGUACUUAUCCGGUCUUUGUUUGUUGUGUUCAGAACUUGUAAUGUUCGUUCGUGCCCUGGACAUGUACCUUUGUAUGAUCACCAGUACAUAUUUCAAGCUCAGUCUUACGACCAACUUCAAAUAGACCAGUCUUCUGAUCUUUUA
Messenger RNA from Triticum dicoccoides, 487 nucleotides. RefSeq names its product glycine-rich RNA-binding protein 2, mitochondrial-like. Gene Ontology annotation, molecular function: RNA binding. NCBI's taxonomy places the organism in Eukaryota, Viridiplantae, Streptophyta, Magnoliopsida, Poales, Poaceae. The record is from RefSeq and is a predicted model, not a curated record. The transcript has 4 exons. The annotation marks the transcript as partial.